GUAAUCUGCUUCAGGAAUGACAGGCAUUCAGAUGAGCAGGACUGCGCGGACAUACCGCGGGUCAUAAAUCGGAAACAACAGAGCGGACAGGCUGGAAAUGAAGCCUCGUGGAUUGUUCAUAAUGGACAACCAAGAGUGCUUCAAAAAGCCAUGAUUACUGCACAGAGGACCCAUCUUGGGCGUUGUAUUCGGCAAUGGGACAGAACUUCAUAUCAACUCUGUCUGAGCGGAGAAGCACCGUUGAUGGAUCGGACAAAACUUUCUUUGCAAACUGUGAUGCACCAAACUCAAGCAUUCAAACUCCUCUUCUUAAGAGCAAAGGAAGACUAUCCUCCAUAGGCAAAAUCUUCAAGCCAUGGAGAUGGAGGAAGAAGAAACCCAGUGAGAAAUUUCAGGAGACUUCAGCAGUAUUAGAGAGGAAAAUAUCUAUGAGGCAGAGUCGAGAGGAGCUCAUAAGACGCGGAUUUCUCAAGGAAAUACCAGAUCACGAUGGUGAUGUUCCAUUUAAUGUUGGUACCUCUAAUGGUCACACAAUGCCAAACAUUGAAGAACCUCAGGAUAAGAAACCAGUGGCAGAAAAUAGAUUAAUAGGUGCUGUACUGGAAGAAAAAAAUGAAGAUAAAGAUAAUAAAGAGAAGCUGCACACAAGUCCAGAAUUGUUAUCAGCCACUGCCCAACCUCAACCCAAACAAAGAAAACAAUAUCUCCCUCCCAAAAAUGUAGAAGUGCAUGGCAGCCAUAAGAAAGCAGAUACUGCUGCAAAACAGACUGCAUGGCGUGCUAGUCAGCAGCCACCAGCCCCUCUUCCUAAGCCAACAAACCAGAAAGUAAACCACAUUGGUGAGCACAGCAACAUGGCCAUAGGAGCAACUGAACUCAAGCAAACAAAAGCACCUAUGUCUUCCAAAAUUGCCACUGCAAGCAAUAAGAAGGAUGACUCCACCUCCAAAAAAUCAACCAAGAGUGUUACAAAGGAUCUUUCAGCACUUCCAUCAAAGUGCACAAGUCGUGCUGGCACACAUGCAAACUCUCCAUCUUCAAACAAUAAAAAGCCAGCUUCCACAAAAAUAUCUUCAUCCAAUCCAGUUUCAUCAUCUGCACGUUCUAAGCAUUCAAGGGAGCAGGUGUCCAGUAAAAGUGGAACCUCUAGCUUCCAAAGAGCAAAAAAACUACCCAACAAAACCAUUCAUGGGUCGGCUGAUACUGAGCGUCAACACACAUCAUACACCAUGAAUUCUAAAGGUCAGAAAAAAACAGAACAGCCAUCACAGCAUAAAGACAGUUAUAUGCAAGAGGUGAGCUCUGAGAAACUUGCAAUAGCUGAACCUCAGUUUAAACAAAAGUCCAAUUCUGAUUUAAACCAUGAGAUAAAAGCUUCAUGCAGCACACAAGACCCACUGCAGGAAGGCAGCAUGCCUGAUCAAGAAACCCUUAUUUGUGACAUGAACCAGCUUUCUCAAGUUGGGAGAGGCAGCAAGGAAAGUUCGCAGACUGAGGAAGUAACGGAUACAAAUGAAGAAAAUGAGCAAAGUGAAGUCCCCAUGGAGACACAGAAUAACAUCACAAGUUUAGUAAGUCAAGAGACAGCUAAUGAACUUUUAGACUCCUUUCUCAAUCCUGAUAUUGAUAAGGAAGGCAACGAAAACCGAACCAGUGAUUCUGACUCUGAUGGACCCAUCUUAUACACAGACAAUGAUGAUGACGAUGACAACAACAAUGAAAGUUCAUUAGCAAGUAAAAUCCAACGGAGAGAUACACUUGCCAUCAAACUUGGGAACAGGCCAUCAAAAAAGGACCUUGAGGACAAAAAUAUUCUUCAAAGGAAUUCUGAAGAGGAGAGACAGGAGCUCUGGCAGCAAAUUGGAACAAAACUAGUUAGGAGGCUUAGUCAAAGACCCACAACUGAGGAGCUAGAACAGAGGAAUAUAUUAAAACAAAAAAAUGAAGAGGAGGAACAGGAAGCAAAAAGAGAAUUGAAACGAAGGCUUACGCGAAAGCUCAGCCUGAGGCCCUCUGUAGCUGAACUGCAGGCCAGGCGUAUCUUGCGCUUCAAUGAAUAUGUAGAGGUUACAGAUUCACUAGACUAUGACCGUAGAGCUGACAAACCCUGGGCAAGGUUAACUCCUGCUGAUAAGGCAGCAAUACGCAAAGAACUAAAUGAAUUUAAAAGCACAGAAAUGGAAGUGCAUGAAGAAAGUCGACAGUUUACAAGAUUUCACCGUCCGUAGUGAAAUAAAGAACUGUCAUCUCAGCUGGAAACCAAUUACAAGAACAUGUGCACAAAUGCUUUUUGUACCUCAAUCAAUACAAAUCGAGACAAACAGAAGAAGGACCAGGGAGACAUUACUGGAGAUAAAUAUUUAAGUUCUUUUUGUAUGGGCUUCCUCCAAAGGUUAACAGCACUAAGGUUUUCAGUUCAAAAGUCCUGAAAAAAUAUAUGACGGUUAGGUAUGCUAAAGUUAAAGCCUGGUGUGUUUUGCAAGAACAGAAUGAAAAUGCUGCCUUGUGAGUUAAACUGCAUAAUACGCUCAUUUUGUCUUCAUGUAACUAUGCAGCAAUUGUAUGCAUCCUGUAGCCUUCAGCAUACAUCAUGGAAUA
This is a messenger RNA of Spea bombifrons (plains spadefoot toad), 2598 nucleotides long. It is a transcript of the gene PHACTR2, whose product is annotated as phosphatase and actin regulator 2. The record is from RefSeq and is a predicted model, not a curated record. Gene Ontology annotation, molecular function: actin binding. The coding region runs from base 195 to 2228 and encodes 677 amino acids. The transcript has 14 exons. Gene Ontology annotation, biological process: actin cytoskeleton organization. Lineage: Eukaryota; Metazoa; Chordata; Amphibia; Anura; Pelobatidae.